GCGCCGCGGAGGCCGCGGUCCGCGCGUCGGGGGUCGGCGUGUCCGGGCGGCUGUCGGGGUGGGCGGCACGGCGGCACCAUGGUCGAGGAGGUUCAGAAGCAUUCUGUGCACACUCUUGUGUUCAGAUCAUUGAAGAGGACCCAUGACAUGUUUGUAGCUGAUAAUGGGAAACCUGUGCCUUUGGAUGAAGAGAGUCACAAGCGAAAAAUGGCAAUCAAACUCCGUAAUGAGUACGGUCCUGUGUUACAUAUGCCUACUUCAAAAGAGAAUCUUAAAGAGAAGGGUGCUCAGAAUGCAGCGGAUUCCUAUGGACAUAAGCAGUAUCCUGCCAAUCAAGGACAAGAAGUCGAAUAUUUGGUGACAGGUACACAUCCUUAUCCACCAGGACCUGGGGUUGCUCUGACAGCUGACACUAAGAUCCAAAGAAUGCCAAGUGAAUCCGCUGCGCAGUCCUUAGCUGUGGCCUUGCCUUCUUCCCAGGCCAGGGUUGAUGCAAAUCGUACUGCACCUGGGGCCUCUGACCGUUCACAGCCUACAGUGAUGAAUUCAAUGCUUAUGGAGUCUGGCAGUACCAAGAACUCUGCACUGAUGGCUAAAAAAGCCCCUACGAUGCCCAAGCCCCAGUGGCACCCACCAUGGAAACUCUACAGGGUCAUCAGUGGGCAUCUUGGCUGGGUUCGAUGUAUUGCUGUGGAGCCUGGAAAUCAGUGGUUCGUCACUGGAUCUGCUGACAGAACUAUAAAGAUCUGGGACUUGGCUAGUGGCAAACUGAAGCUGUCAUUGACUGGGCACAUCAGCACAGUGCGGGGUGUGAUAGUGAGCACCCGGAGCCCUUAUCUCUUCUCUUGUGGAGAAGACAAGCAAGUCAAAUGCUGGGACCUUGAAUAUAAUAAGGUUAUCCGGCACUAUCACGGGCACCUGAGUGCAGUGUAUGGCUUAGAUUUGCACCCGACAAUUGACGUGCUGGUCACCUGUAGUCGAGACUCAACGGCUCGGAUUUGGGAUGUGAGAACGAAAGCGAGUGUACACACAUUAUCUGGUCAUACCAAUGCAGUGGCUACAGUGAGGUGUCAGGCUGCAGAACCCCAAAUUAUUACUGGAAGCCAUGACACCACAAUACGAUUGUGGGAUCUGGUGGCUGGCAAGACAAGAGUGACAUUAACAAACCAUAAGAAAUCAGUGAGGGCUGUGGUUUUACACCCACGACAUUACACAUUUGCAUCUGGUUCUCCAGAUAAUAUAAAGCAGUGGAAAUUCCCUGAUGGAAGUUUUAUCCAAAAUCUUUCUGGUCAUAAUGCCAUUAUUAACACAUUGACUGUAAAUUCUGAUGGAGUGCUUGUAUCUGGAGCUGACAAUGGCACUAUGCAUCUUUGGGAUUGGAGAACAGGCUACAAUUUCCAGAGAGUCCAUGCAGCUGUGCAGCCUGGCUCAUUGGACAGUGAAUCAGGAAUAUUUGCUUGUGCUUUUGACCAAUCAGAAAGUCGAUUACUGACAGCAGAAGCUGAUAAAACCAUUAAAGUGUACAGAGAAGAUGAAACAGCGACCGAAGAAACCCAUCCAGUCAACUGGAAACCAGAGAUUAUCAAGCGAAAGAGAUUUUAGUGUGACAUUGUAUACAGGAUGGUUCCUUUUUCUUUUUUUUUAAGCUUGGCAUUGAUGAGAAUAUCCAGUCAUUUUGUGUUGUGGCUAGGAAUAUGAAACUGAAACUCAACUUGCUAGAAUCGUGGCUGCUUUUUGUUGUACAAUAAACUGUCCCUGCCCCCACUGUGUUUUUAUUUCUGAAAUAAACGAUUUGUAACCUUA
Dipodomys spectabilis (banner-tailed kangaroo rat) is the source of this 1803-nucleotide messenger RNA. RefSeq names its product pleiotropic regulator 1 (gene Plrg1). Bases 79 to 1602 code for a protein of 507 amino acids. The record is from RefSeq and is a predicted model, not a curated record. The transcript is spliced from 15 exons. Lineage: Eukaryota; Metazoa; Chordata; Mammalia; Rodentia; Heteromyidae. Gene Ontology annotation, cellular component: precatalytic spliceosome; Prp19 complex; catalytic step 2 spliceosome. Gene Ontology annotation, molecular function: protein binding. Gene Ontology annotation, biological process: mRNA splicing, via spliceosome.